Molecule: messenger RNA, 1448 nt
Organism: Passer domesticus (house sparrow)
Lineage: Eukaryota; Metazoa; Chordata; Aves; Passeriformes; Passeridae
Product: zinc finger protein neuro-d4-like
Exons: 10
Cellular component (GO): nucleus
Source: RefSeq, a predicted model, not a curated record
UUCCGGUGGCUCAGACCAUCCCGCUGCGCUCCCGAGGAGAUUUAGGACAAUUCUGGGGCGAUUUCCCGGAAAUUUUGGGGAUUUUUGGGGCGAUUUCGGGGCUCCCUCCCCCCGCCCACCGCGGUGACAGCAGGCAGCCCCGCCCCCCUUUAGCCCCGCCCCUCAGCCAUGAUUGACGCGCGGCUCGCCCAAUCAGCGCCGCGCGGGGCACGCCGGGAGUUGUAGUCCCGCCGCCGCUCCCCCAUUUCCCCCCCGCGCUCCCCCUCCCCUCCCCCCUCCCCGGUACCGGGGGGCUCCGGGAGCGCGGGGGGGGGGCGGGGGUCCCGGCGGGCUCGGCAGCGGCCCCGGGGGGCUCGGGGGGAGCGGGGGAGGGCAGCGGGGGAGGGGAGGGGGGGCCGAGCCCCGCCGCCCCCUCCCCGAGCGCCGAGCGGCCCCGGCGGCGCAAAAUGGCCACGGCUCUGCACAAACCCCUCAAAUGCCUGGGGGAGGAGUUCUACCGCGAGGCGCUGGAGCACUGCCGCAGCUACAACGCCCGGCUCUGCGCCGAGCGCAGCCUCCGCCUGCCCUUCCUGGACGCGCAGACCGGCGUGGCGCAGAGCAACUCCUACAUCUGGAUGGAGAGAGCCCACCGCCGGCCCGGGCUGUCCCCGGGUCAGAUCUACUCGUACCCCGCCCGCUGCUGGCGCAAGAAGCGGCGCCUGAACAUCCUGGAGGCGCCGCGGCUGCGGCCCUGCUGCGAGGCGCCGCUGCGCCGCGAGGGGGCGCUGCCCGAGGGCCCGGUGCUGGAGGCGCUGCUGAGCGCGGAGCCCCCCGAGAGCCGCGAGGAGGAGGGGGCGCUGCCCGAGGGGCCGAAGCCGCCGCCCCCCGAGUUCCCGCACGAGCCCGAGCCCGAGGAGCCGGACGAGGAGCAGCGCCGGCGCCGCCACCGCGCCAAGGGCAAGGCGCUGGGGCUGGUGAUGAAGCGGCGCGUGGACGCCGUGCUGGAGGAGAGGGACAAACCCUACGUGUGCGACAUCUGCGGGAAGCGCUACAAGAACCGCCCGGGGCUCAGCUACCACUACACCCACACCCACCUGGCCGAGGAGGAGGGCGAGGAGCCGGGGGGGGGCGCGGGGCCCCCCCGCAGGAACCACCACAAGCAGUUUUACAAAGAGUUAAACUGGACCCCCGAAAACCAGCGCAGGAACACAGCCCGCCCCGCCCCCCCCGGGCCCCCCCCCGAGGGUCCCUGCGACUUCUGCAGCGGAGGGAGCCGAGCCCGGGGCAGCGAGGAGCAGCUGAUCGCGUGCGCGGAUUGCGGCCGGGCAGGGCACCCGUCGUGCCUGCAGUUCUCGCUGGCCAUGGCGGCGGCGGCGCGCUCGUACCGCUGGCAGUGCAUCGAGUGCAAAUCCUGCAGCCUCUGCGGCACCGCCGAGAACGACGUGAGGCACCCCAGAACCCCCGAAUCC